UAAAUAUGUUGGGAAUCUUUCUGCUACUGUGUCUUCUCCCAGGAUAUUUGGAAAGUGCUCGUAUCCUGGCUUUGUUUCCUAUACCGAGUCCUUCGCAUUACUUUUUUGCCUUACCCUACCUGAAAAGAUUGGCCUCUCUGGGCCAUGAAAUAACCACCGUAAAUCCGUUUGCCAUGAAAGAGCCAAUAAAAAAUAUACACGACGUUCCUAUUCCGGAGGUGUUUGAAAAUAUUGAUGAGGUCCUUAGAUAUGCAUCCUCUUCCAGGAGCGCCUGGCAACAUAGUGAUUUUACCAACGAAUACGUUCUGAACCUCACAAACAUUGUGCUAAAUAACGAGGUAGUGCGUCGCGAGGUUCUCGGCCCAAAAAGGUCCCAUUUUGAUCUUGUGAUAAUGGAUCUUUGGAGGAUGGACGUGCUCUGUGGUCUGGCGGCCCAUUUAGGGGCCCCGAUAAUUGGAAUGGCCCCGUAUGGCACAGACUGGAAGAUUGACGAACUAGUGGGCAAUGUCUCACCGAUGUCGUACCUCCAAUCUCCCUCUUCUGAGCUUCACGAUUUGGAGACAUAUGGGGGACGAUUGGCACAUUUUGUUGAACGAGCUAUUUCCUGGAUCAACUUUAAAUGGUGGCAUGCGGAAAAACAGGAGGCGCUCUAUAGAAAGUACUUUCCUAGUACAGCUAGAGAUAAGCCCCUAUCUGAGAUCUCCAAAAACUUUGCCUUGGUCCUGGUUAACCAGCACUUUACACUGGCUCAUCCGCGUCCCUAUGUUCCAAAUAUUAUCGAGGUGGGUGGACUUCAUGUCGAACAGAAUCCCAAGGCCUUGCCCGCGGCGCUGGAGGACUUUGUCCAGGGUGCUGGUGAGUCUGGAGUAAUCUACUUCUCUCUCGGAACCAACGUCAAAAGUAAAUCCCUGUCCGAGGAUCGUCGAAGAGUGUUGCUCGAAACUUUUGGAAGUUUACCACAGAGAAUCCUAUGGAAGUUCGAGGAUGAUCAGUUGCCAGGAAAACCUCCGAAUGUUUUGAUUAGCAAAUGGUUCCCUCAGCAGGACAUUCUGGCCCAUCCCAAUGUUAAACUCUUUAUAACCCACGGAGGAUUAUUGAGCACUGUGGAGAGCAUCUAUCAUGGAAAGCCCAUGUUGGGCCUGCCCUGCUUCUUUGACCAGUUCCGCAAUAUGGAACAUGUUCAACGAUCUGGUCUGGGUUUGGUUCUCAACUUGAAGGAAAUGACAAGGGAAGAUUUCAACUCGACCAUUAUUCGACUUAUAACGGACAGGAGCUUCGAAGAAAUGGCACAGACUACGGCAACCAGACAUCGGGAUCAACCCAUGAAGCCUAUGGAAACGGCAAUUUGGUGGACCCACUAUAUCCUUCGGCACAAGGGAGCUGCGCACAUGCGAGUGGCCGGCAGGGAUUUGGACUUCAUAGUAUACCACAGCCUGGAUGUCUUGGGCACAUUUUUAGUGGCCUUUUUAGUUGUCCUAGCAGUUUUCGCUUUAUGUGUGGUUAAAACCUGGAACAGAUGCCUUUCAAUUGAAAGCAAAAAAAAUAAGCAAAAGAAAAAAGUUCAAUGA
Drosophila subpulchrella is the source of this 1568-nucleotide messenger RNA. It is a transcript of the gene Ugt35D1, whose product is annotated as UDP-glycosyltransferase UGT5. Bases 6 to 1568 code for a protein of 520 amino acids. The transcript is spliced from 2 exons. The record is from RefSeq and is a predicted model, not a curated record. Gene Ontology annotation, molecular function: UDP-glycosyltransferase activity. Lineage: Eukaryota; Metazoa; Arthropoda; Insecta; Diptera; Drosophilidae.